This is a messenger RNA of Pseudomassariella vexata, 1550 nucleotides long. RefSeq lists its product as uncharacterized. The transcript is spliced from 4 exons. The record is from RefSeq and is a predicted model, not a curated record. Lineage: Eukaryota; Fungi; Ascomycota; Sordariomycetes; Amphisphaeriales; Pseudomassariaceae. The coding region runs from base 30 to 1550 and encodes 506 amino acids.
UGGCACCGAAGACCCCCGAGAAGCCCAUUAUGGACGAUCCAACUGCGUUGGAGCUUCUAUACCAGCCUAUAAUCCUUGAGAAUGCACUGAAUCGUGUCAUCAAGCAGUAUCGGGAUGUGUCUGGCGAGUCUCGUGACUCCGAAGGACUCUCUGCAUUCAUCAGUGGACGCAUUUCAAUCCUUCGUCAACAAGCUCGCACAGUCACAGCAAUCGCAAUACUCCAAGGGCAUGAACACACCAUAUAUGUCGUAGCUUCGAACCACAGAAGUGUCGAGGAGCUUCAGAAGGUGAAGGUCUUUCUUGCGAGACUCCUUGGUUUAAUCCACAAAAACCCAAAUGAACUGCAACGUAAACCUUUGACUAAACAGAUCAUUUGGCGAAUAUUGUCGUUCAACUUCCCCCGAGUGAAGGCGUACUUGGAUAAUCUCCUGAGGCACCUGGAUGCAUGCAUUGCUGAUUGCAAGCGACGGGAACAAUCGCAGUCCACCUCGGAACUGGAAAAGGAGUUACGCAUGCUCUAUUCCAGAGCAGACUUUACAAAGGAUAUUACGUCCGAAAACGAUAAGCAGAAGUUCCUCAGUGACUGCGAGACACUUCUCAAGAGCAUUCACGCGAACAAGGAAAAUAGGAUCGGCGAGGCCAUACUGAAGAAGUCCAAUAAUAGGGCCAUGCUGAGUUCGGAGUCUUGGUGUGAGCUGCGUCACUACCUCGGGCGGUUGCUGUCGUAUCGACAGGCCGCUGAGGUUAUCGUAGCGGCAUACGAACGGUGGCCUGAGCUUUUUCAAAAAUUCGCCAUUAUCCCUGUCCCUUCAAGCACUAAAAUGGCCAAGCCCAUUUCCAACCCAGAGCUUAGUGCCGCUGACAUCGUGAGGAACUUGCUCUGGGAGGAUGAAGAUCCCGAGCCUUACCUGCAGCAAGCAGCGGACAUGCAAGCUAUCGGCCUAGACGAUGAAAUCAGACAACAAAUCAACAAGAAGUCUUUCCGGCCGAUUGUUCACGCUGAAGUCCAACUUCACUCGGCUCUUAUCAGGCAGGGAAUAGUCCAUCCCCGACAGUUCUGGAAUAGGUACAAGUAUAUCGGCAGCAGCAAACAGACCUGCCGUCUAUGCUGGUACUAUUUCUGUGCGCACGGGGACGAAAUGCAAGUGCGGCCAACGCACCGAAACAUUUACCUUAACUGGCGUCUUCCGGAUGUUUACAAGAGCCAGGGGCCUUCUGAGGUACGAACACGCCGCCAGCUGCUGGAGCGUUUAACGGACCAUGUCCGCAAAGAUACCAAACGCACGCUCGAUGAGAAACUCCCAUCGAGAAGGAAGCACGACUCAACGGACCAAUCCCGAGUACCUAGCUUCUUCAAUCCGAGCACCGAUGACUUGUCAAUUCUCAGCGAUUUGGUGUCUGAGACGUCUAGACGCUAUGCUAACUUGAACCUGGGCGACAGUGAUAACCAGGAGAUGGUCAACGAUAAUAGUUCGUGGAGUCUUGUGGUAGGCGAGGAUGGCUUCGAUAACGAAGAGCAAGAGGGCGGAGCAUCUAUAAUCAACGAGUGA